UCUUUUUUUUUUAAUUAACAUUUUUAUUCUCUUCUUUCUGUGUGCCACUGAUUUGUGAGUUACGACUGAAAGACAAGGCAGGGAUUGCAUCAGGAAUGCUGGCAGUUGAUCGCUCUCCUCCUCUGCGCAGACAGGGGGUGGGGUACCGGCUGAAGGGAGGAGAAACGGGGGGAGGAUUUGGGAAUAUUCUUUGUCCUCACCCCGCAGUACAGCGCGCAACUGGAGCGGAAAAGGACGCAGGCUCCUCGUAGGAAAGUACGAAAACUGCAUGGCUGUUAGAGCCACUGGAGCAGGAGGCCUUGCGUUCGUUCAAGAGAAUAUCCGAGGAGAAACCGCGCUAACUUUAAGCGGCGCGAGGCUAAAAGCACAACUUGAGGUUUGAGAGGUUCCUUCUUGUUCCAAAAUGAGCUGGAGUUUCCUCACGCGUCUGUUGGACGAGAUCUCCAAUCACUCCACCUUUGUGGGCAAAAUCUGGCUCACGCUCCUCAUUGUCUUUCGCAUUGUGCUGACAGCAGUCGGAGGCGAGUCCAUAUACUACGAUGAACAGAGUAAAUUUGUGUGUAACACAGGCCAGCCUGGUUGUGAGAACGUGUGCUAUGAUGCCUUUGCGCCGCUAUCGCACGUUCGCUUCUGGGUCUUUCAGGUGAUCAUGAUCACCACCCCGACCAUCAUGUACCUUGGCUUUGCUAUGCAUAAGAUUGCCCGCAUGGACGAUGUUGACUACCGCCCCCGUGCCAAGAAGAGGAUGCCUAUAGUUAACCGUGGGGCCAACCGGGACUACGAGGAAGCGGAGGACAAUGGGGAGGAGGACCCCAUGAUCCUGGAAGAGAUUGAGCCAGAAAAGGAGAAGGAGGUUGUGGAGAAGCCUUCCAAAAAGCAUGACGGACGCCGUCGUAUCAAGAGAGACGGCCUGAUGAAGGUCUAUGUCUUUCAGCUGCUAUCCCGUGCCAUCUUCGAAGUAUCAUUCCUUUUUGGACAGUACAUCCUUUAUGGGUUGGAGGUGGCACCGUCCUAUGUAUGCACACGCUCCCCCUGCCCACACACUGUAGAUUGCUUUGUGUCACGUCCUACAGAGAAAACCAUAUUCUUGCUCAUCAUGUAUGCCGUCAGCGCCUUAUGUCUGCUGUUUACCAUACUGGAGAUCCUUCAUCUCGGCAUCAGCGGUAUUCGCGAUUGCUUUUGUGCACCAAGGUCUCGGCCUUCUACUCCCCGUCACCCAGCUCUGGCCAGCCAGAGGUCGUCCAUCUGUCGCCAGCCCUCUGCGCCUCCAGGCUACCACACAGCUUUGAAAAAGGACCCAUCAGGAAAAAUGGCCUUCAGGGACAACCUGGGAGACUCGGGCCGCGAGUCCUUUGGAGACGAGGCAUCAUCACGGGAGCUCGAGAGGCUGCGCAGGCACCUAAAACUGGCCCAACAGCACCUGGAUUUGGCUUACCAGAAUGAUGAGAACAGUCCGUCGCGCAGCAGUAGCCCAGAGUCCAACGGCACUGCAGUUGAGCAGAACAGACUGAACUUUGCCCAGGAGAAGCAGAGCAGUACAUGUGAAAAAGGUCUCCGAGCAUAGGAUAUCGUCAGCCAUUCAUAUCAGGAGCCAUGACCGCACAUAAGGGAAUCAACAGGGAGUACGUUUGCGUCUGAUGUUGUGAGUUUGCUUGAGUUGAAUGAAGUCAGCCCAAGCCUUCCAGUGUUACGGCCAGGCAUGGCUGAGCAUAAAGUCAAGCAAGGAGAAGAAUGGUUGUCUCAACCCAGCAAUACCUGAGACCAACCUGUCUGAAGAUCCAAAGUGAUUACAAACUAUAGUUGUGCAACAAGAACCGUACUUCUCCCUCAGGGCAGCUAUCUUUUUUUUUUUUCUUUCUUUUCUUAUUGUGAGACUUAGAGCUAUUAGCGAUUUAAGAGUUGUGUUUGCAAGUUGACAGUGGGUGCAUCUCAAGUUUGCCUUAGACAAUAACUGGAACUCCAAUUUAUGGCACCUUGGUAAAGUAAGGCCAGACGUAGUGCAACAGGAUGUGUUAAACUAGAGAGAGAGCUACAGUCAGUGCCUGUAGAUGCAAGAGGCUAAUGUGCAAGGCACCACUCAUCAAAGAACGGUACUGGAGUUAUUGUCAUAUUGAUGAAGACUUUCUGAAGCGUUAAUUUACAUACAAAGGUUUCUUUUAAAGUGUGUCAUUUGUUGCAUUUUCUUUCUGACAGUGUUGACAGUGCACAACACGUGCCUGGUUUAGUAACUGGCACACACUUGGGGAACCUUUGUCCAAAGGAAUAAACAAACCUGGGUAAUGCUUGAAUAAAACCUGUAACUCAUGACGAUGUCUUGUUAAAUUGUAUUUGAUACUGUUAUUUUUGUAUUAGUUUAGAGUAUUGUUGUUUAGAUUUAGGCUCUUGUCACGGUGGCCAAAACUUUAUUUUAUCUAAUUUACUGCUGUCUUAUCUCCCUGAAGCCUGGUUCAGUUCAUGGUGUGACCUGAAUAUGGUUUGGUACAGUUUUGAGUUUGACAAAGUUGUUUUCCUGUUUACUUUUUUCUCUGAAGCCCACAGCAUGUUUUAUUUGGUACAUAAUUUUUUUUCUCCUCACCCCAUCGACCUAAAUUGAUAUGUACCGGUUGGUUAAAUGAGGGAUAAUACUGUACUGUUCCGUUUACGUUCCAUGUGUCAAAGUGCUGAUUUCUUGGUUGGAGUUUGCUGACAGUCUUAGAGGAUUGUAAAUGAUGUAAUCAUUUCAAUGUGAAUUCAAUGGCUUGAAUGCGCUCUUUAAACACGCCAGCUUUUAUACUCUGAAUUGUACCCACAGUGCCGUUUGUACCGACAUAGAUAUUGUCAUCUCAAGUUAUAUUUGAACAAUGCUUUUUGUACUUUUUUUAUACUUUUUUGUAUAAACAAUACAUUGUGGUUAGUUUUUAAAAUAAAUGUUUUUCAGCAAAACA
Molecule: messenger RNA, 2924 nt
Organism: Betta splendens (Siamese fighting fish)
Lineage: Eukaryota; Metazoa; Chordata; Actinopteri; Anabantiformes; Osphronemidae
Gene: gjc4b
Product: gap junction protein gamma 4b
Exons: 3
Coding region: 404-1564 (386 amino acids)
Biological process (GO): cell communication
Cellular component (GO): connexin complex
Source: RefSeq, a predicted model, not a curated record